AUGCUAGGUCGACUCUUUAAACUGACGUCCACGCAGAGUCUAAAUCUGACUCUGCUUGGCUCAGGAGGUACACAGACUGGCUCGCCCAACUCCUUCGACGAUUCGUACACCCGAGGGAUUCUCUAUGGCUCUGCUGUGAUGCUGCUGCCCCCAGUGCAUUUGUCCAUGAAGCGUUUCCGGCUUGUUGUGGCACAAGACGGAGGCGCGUUGGCGGCAAAACAGAUUCUAUACGAUCUGUUUGGCGACUCGGCUCUUGGAUCGCCCCUUGAAAGUCCAUCUGCCUCGCCGCUGGCCGGCUCGGACCUACCUAACCUACACCACAAACUCUCGCAAGUCUCGCUUCAUUCGGGGCAAUCCCGUUCUGUCCCGCACACAUCGGUCUCUCUGCCUGUUUCGCUGGAUGCAUUUCUGUCUCCGGACGUAGCGGAACUGGCGAAUGCGCUGCAACUGCCCAACAGCCACUACUUUUCUCGAGAACACGGCCAUGGCGUGACCAAUACUGCCUCUCAUGGCUCUGCUGGAGCUGUGCGCAUGUCCGCGGGCGGACUGUCGCUGCGGGCAGGCAUCAAUAGAAACGUAGUCUUGCAGAAACCUGCCCACAACAUCAAUGUGUUGACAGAUUAUAUGUUCGGACGAGGACUCCCCUCCAACGAAUGGCACACGGCCAGUAAAAUCCACAUUCUUCCUCCACUAAAUUUGGUUCAUGGCACCUCGCAGGCGAUUCUUGUCACAAGGCUCUUUCUGAUCGUAGAUGCAAACGCCGUGCUGGCUCACGAACCCGAGCCUCUACCAUGUGCCUCCUGGAGCCCUAAGUCUACUAUUCAUGCUCGUGAAUCUACCGUGCAAUUUGCAUCUCAAAGACUGGCACAGCUGCGAUUAAAUUUUACUUCUCGUUUUUCGAUCGGAAUAAUCAUCCCUUUUGAUGACCCAUCGCAAACAGUGGAGGAGACUUUGGCAAGCAAUUGGCCAUCGUUAUCGAUCCAAUUUGUGUCUUUACAAAGAGCUGUCGCUCACAAAUUGAUUCAAGCGCUAAAAAAUGGCCCUGGUCAUCAUUCCCCAUACAUUUGCAACAAACGCAUCCAAUUUCCUUCCUACAUGCUUCAAGGUGACUUGGAGCUACUGAUCCAACUCAAAAAACUCAUCAAGCUCAUAUAUUUUCAGGCUAAUGUUCCACGUUUGAUCAGCAAUCAUUCUUUGAUGGUGCAUACAUUAAAUCACAAAAAUUCUCCAUACAAGGCGAACAUGAUCAACUGGGCACUCGAAGUUAUCAACUGGCUUGAAUUUAAAGAUGGCCGCAACUCUGUUUCUGGACACAUUGGGCAUUCAAAUCUGAGUAGUAAUCUUGUCGGGUCUUUCACGGGACUAACAACUCACCUCAGCGCACGCUCAACCGAAGGCAUACAGCUGUCAAACACCUUCUUGGCGAGCUUGUUCGCUCUCAUUAUGCCUUUGCGAGAAUCCCUUUCAGCGCGAACCUUGGAAACUACUGAUGAGGACUCGGAUGUAAAGGAGAUCACGAGAGUUGUGGUCAUGACCAGCAAUUCGACAGUCGCAAAGAAAUUGAUCUUUCUUCUUUGUGGACUCAUACCAGAUGCUAAAUUCUUGUAUCAACUCGACAAUACUUCGACCAGCCCUAGUUUCGCUUCAUCCGAGAGCGAGAGUCAAGAACGAGAGAUUUCCACUCGUGAUCUGCCUCUUCAUCCAUUCAACGAAUCUCUGAAGCAUUCUUCCAACCAAGAUAUGAAGGUAUCCACAGGUCCUAAGCUGGAAACUUUUCUAAGCCAACGACAUGCUCUAUCAGAAAGUCCACGAAUUAAUUCUGACAGUCCUCUCAACUUGGUGCGUCCAAUACCAAUCCAACGGCAAGUGCUGUCGGAAUCAGAAGUGCCAUCGGAUGAUUCAGUGUGUGCCUCGGUCUCCUCCACAAAAGGAUGGGAAGUUCCUGCUAAAUCUACAACAUGCGCAUCUUUUAGUAAGAGUAGUACAACUCCCGUUCCAACAAAGUCUGUGGCAAUUUCCCAAAAGCCAGUAUCCAGUGAGCGGUCGGGCAAUGGCUCUUCAAUGGCAUACUUGUCAUCGUCUUUGAACUCCUCGCUAUCUUCGAGCGCUUCGAAUUAUUCUCUUCUGAAACUCGGAAAUAGUUUCAUGGACAAAUGGAAGCAUUCUCUUGUUGGUUCAAAUUCAUUUACACCUCAUAAUGUUCAUGAAUCGUUCGAGCCGCCUAUGUUCAUUGAUUCUUUGCGCAAGAUUGGUCCCCCUGGAACAAAGUCUCCUUCUCCAGCAACACUCGACGACCAUGCUUGGCCCUCUCACCCAAUGAAUAGUGCUACCAGCUCUCCGUCAAGACCGAGGUUUUCGAGGACUCAAUCGGUAUUCAAUGUAUGCAACGAUACACUGUUGAAGACGAGAGAGUCGAGCUUAAAGCUUUCUACACCAAAUGUCGAGCGUACAGUUCAUUCGAUAAUUAUACCUUCAGGUCCCGCUCAUGAGAAGAGUAUGAAAUCAAGAAAUGAGCAGCUCAUUCGUGAUCGAAUCAGCCGGAUCUUUCUGCAAGAUGUCGAAAUUAUCAGUCAAAAUGAACUGAGUAUCGUUUUGAAGGAUCCCUUCGAGAAGCAAGCAGAUGAUCUGGCUGCAUCAGUGGAACCACUGUACUCUUCCCCAUAUCAGAGACGGUUGUUUCUCCAACCGCAUGUUGCUUUUGUAGAGGAGUUCCGGCCAGAGUGUGUGAUUCAAUCUUGUCCAGCCAACCCCAAAUUAGAGACGCAAGUCAUCAAUGCGAUGAAAAACGAUCUUAUAUUUUACCAAAAUAACUGCAACUUCAAGAAGGUUGUGUCGAAAACGGUGUUCAUUAGUCUCCGCGCGCGUGACAUCAAGCUUAUAGAGCUAAAAGUCGGCGGCCAGGAUAAAAGCCCUAACUCUCACUUUGGCCCAACGACUCCGACACAAGAACACGCCAUACCUAUAGGUGCAAACUCGCCGAUAUCUUCCUAUUUCGGAGGCCACGAUAGUGGGCAAACUGUCAGCGAGCGUAGAGGCUCAGUUGGAGCCAAUAAUUACAAAACGUCGAUUCGCAGAGUGUUCUCACCUGGCCGAAAUUCCGGCGACAAAGAGUUGAUCAAUCUAAUAGAAAACCAGCUCGAAAGACUCACUGAGGUGGUGGCGGUGAUGAAUGGUGACCAAAACGCCCCGAAAGCUGCAAAACAAGAGCUCAACAAGAUGUUGUUUGAUGCAGUCAGGGCAAUAAUUACGUAA
Australozyma saopauloensis is the source of this 3252-nucleotide messenger RNA. RefSeq lists its product as uncharacterized. Bases 1 to 3252 code for a protein of 1083 amino acids. The transcript has a single exon. Lineage: Eukaryota; Fungi; Ascomycota; Pichiomycetes; Serinales; Metschnikowiaceae. The record is from RefSeq and is a predicted model, not a curated record.